This is a messenger RNA of Austrofundulus limnaeus, 1369 nucleotides long. RefSeq names its product small nuclear ribonucleoprotein 35 (U11/U12) (gene snrnp35). Gene Ontology annotation, cellular component: precatalytic spliceosome; U12-type spliceosomal complex. Gene Ontology annotation, biological process: mRNA splicing, via spliceosome. Bases 131 to 808 code for a protein of 225 amino acids. Gene Ontology annotation, molecular function: snRNA binding; mRNA binding. Lineage: Eukaryota; Metazoa; Chordata; Actinopteri; Cyprinodontiformes; Rivulidae. The transcript has a single exon. The record is from RefSeq and is a predicted model, not a curated record.
UAGAUUAUCCAUUGAUUAUUAGCGAAUUGACCAUGCCUGUAGUACCAGGAACCAUUAUUAGAACACAGUGUUUCCGUCCGGGUUGUUUUUGUUGUUGCACGCGAAACAAACUUGACAAUCCUCACGUGAAAUGUCUGACUGGUGUCCGAUAGCGAAGGAGUACGACCCGCUGAAAGCUGGCAGCAUCGACGGGACGGAUGUGGAGCCUCAUGACCGAGCCGUAUGGAGGGCUAUGUGUGCCCGCUACAAGCCCAACAAAGGCGUCCAGGGAGACCCGCUUCUCACGCUGGUCGUGGCCCGCUUGAACCCCCAGACGACCGAGGAUAAACUGCACGACGUUUUCUCAAAGUACGGAGACAUUAAGCGGCUCCGGCUGGUCCGGGACAUCGUGACGGGCUUUUCCAAAAGGUACGCCUUCAUUGAGUACAAGGAGGAGCGGUCCCUGAUUCGGGCCCGCCGGGACGCUAACAAGCUGGUGGUGGACCAGCAUGAGGUGUUCGUGGACUUCGAGCAGGAGAGGACCCUGAAGGGUUGGGUACCGCGGCGGCUUGGCGGCGGGCUGGGUGGCAAAAAGGAGUCCGGCCAGCUGCGGUUCGGAGGCAGUGACAGGCCUUUCCGUAAGCCCAUUAACUUCGGGACCGGAGCCGCGCGGGAGCGGGACGGUGAUGGGGGCAGAGGCGGGGACUGGCACGGAUCGAGAGGACGGGAGGAUCGGUACCGACCGAGAGAGGCCGACCGGGGCUUCAGAGACAGGAGGGACUACAGGGACCGAGAGAGGGACGACCGCAGACACAGAGACCGGAGAUGAGGAGGAGGAGGAGGAGGAGGAGGAACACUGAACAAAACUGCUGCAUGGACAGCACUGACAAACUCUGGAUUGUCAGUUUCAUUGGCUUUUUCAGAUUUUACUGAAAUAUAAAUGAAACGUUCAAUUUAAAAAUCUCUGCAUUUCUUAAUCAGCCUACAUGUUUUAUAAUUCCAGCUGUAAAACAGUGGCUCUAAACCUUUUUUAUCUGUGUUGAAGAUUGGUGACUCUAAACAGAAGCAGACUCAACAACAAUUAGAACAAUAUUAWUCAAUAGUUUUAUUCCCUGUAAGUUAAGACAAAUAUGCUCCUUGAGACCUGUUUGUAAUUUAAUUAAAAUGAUCUCAUCCCCAGAUUUAUGUUCUAGAUGUCAACUGAGCAGCUGGUGACAACUUCACAAUUCUGACAAAUAUUUUAAAGUAACAAGCUUUAUUUAAAACUAUCAGGUUUUAAUACAUGGUUCUGAMGAUCAAAUUACAAUGGCAGAUAAUACCCCAACAGUUGUCUAKAAUAUAACAAAAUAAUAGUGUUUGACAACCAAUAAAAUGUUCCAGUCAAUUAAAA